UCCAAUAUCUCUCUUUCUCUCUCUACACCUCCGCUUUUUCUCUCUCUAAAGGCCCCAGUUGAUGUUACAGAGACGCGCUGAUUCUCGUCAAUCAUCGCUUUGCAUAGUUCUUUCCUCACCACAAUUUUCGUGGCUAUUUUGGAGCUAGAGAUCAUCGCCGAGCAUAUAGGAAAGCUCCUCUCCGUUAUCGUUUUCCACCUGUAAAAAUUUUCACGACUCUCUAUUGCACAUCUGCCAGUAACGAUUUCUGUUCCCAGCUCAGUUAUCGACAGCUCGGUUGGAUCAAUUGCUUUCGUUUGUCGUCAAAUUUGAAAUUUCUUCGUAUUGAAUUUUCUUCGCUUUUUUGAGAUUCGAAAUUUACAUAUAUAUAAUAUUAGUGGUUCGUAAAGUCGGUAUUCGAUCGAAAUCUCGCCUCGAUUGGAUGGUUUCUGGAUAAAGUAUGCAGCCUGAUCAGAGAAAAAAGGCCGGUGUCGAUGUAGAUUUCUUCACCGAAUACGGGGAAGGAUGCAGGUUUAGAAUCGAGGAAGUUAUCGGCAAGGGUAGCUAUGGUGUUGUUUGCUCGGCAUACGACACACAUCUUGGAGAAAAAGUUGCUAUAAAAAAGAUAAACGACAUCUUCGAACAUGUCUCAGAUGCGACACGAAUCCUCCGUGAAAUUAAGCUUCUUAGGCUGCUUCGCCAUCCGGACAUUGUGGAAAUCAAACAUAUUUUGUUGCCUCCUUCGAGGAGGGAAUUCAAGGACAUAUAUGUGGUGUUCGAGCUGAUGGAAUCAGAUCUUCAUCAGGUCAUUAAAGCGAAUGAUGAUCUGACUCCCGAACAUUAUCAGUUCUUUCUUUAUCAGCUUCUCCGAGGAUUGAAAUAUAUACAUACAGCUAAUGUUUUCCACCGUGACUUGAAGCCGAAAAACAUCUUGGCUAACGCCGACUGUAAGUUAAAGAUAUGCGACUUUGGACUUGCACGAGUGGCGUUCAACGAUACGCCUACUGCAAUAUUUUGGACGGAUUAUGUCGCAACGAGGUGGUAUAGAGCCCCGGAAUUGUGUGGAUCAUUUUUCUCGAAGUAUACGCCAGCGAUCGAUAUUUGGAGCAUUGGCUGCAUAUUUGCGGAACUUCUGACCGGAAAACCUCUGUUCCCGGGGAAGAACGUCAUUCACCAAUUAGACCUCAUGACCGAUUUUCUGGGAACUCCGCCUCCCGAAACAAUUGCACGGAUAAGAAAUGAAAAAGCUCGACGAUACUUAAGUAGCAUGAGGAAAAAGAAACCGAUCCCGUUGUCCUACAAAUUUCCCAACUCCGAUCCUCUUGCUCUCCGCUUAUUAGAAAGGAUGCUCGCUUUCGAUCCCAAGGAUCGACCGUCCGCCGAAGAGGCUCUUGCUGAUCCGUACUUCCGAAACUUAGCUCGAGUCGAGCGAGAGCCAUCCGCCCAACCGGUUACCAAAAUGGAAUUCGAAUUCGAAAGGCGAAGAAUUACGAAGGAAGAUGUAAGAGAGUUGAUAUAUCGCGAAAUUCUCGAGUACCACCCGAAGAUGUUGAAAGAAUUCGUUGAGGGAGCCGAGCCUACAGGCUUUAUGUAUCCAAGCGCGGUCGACAAAUUUAAAAAGCAGUUCGCGCAGCUUGAGGAGCAUUACGGAAAAGAGACGGCUGCGCCACCCGAAAGACAACAUUCGUCGUCUCUGCCGAGGUGCAGGCCCUGCGUUUUGUAUCCAGAUAACGUAAAAUCGAAUACGACUGGUGUCGCCGACGGCCUUUCAAAGUUUUCGAUCAAAGAAGUCGAGAAACCACCUCUCGAUCGAUCUUCCGUUCAUCCAAUUCCAAGACCACCCGUUCCCAUCCCCCAAAACAUCCAAGGGAUAGCUGCGAGGCCCGGGAAGGUUAUAGGUUCGAUUCUACGAUACAACAACUGCGGAGCAGCUGCAGUGUCGACGGAACCCGUCGAACAGCAACGGAAAGUCGUCAGAAAUCCCGGGAUUCCCGCUAAAUACAUCGGUCCAAACGGGUCCUACUCGAGGAAGCAUCCAGGCUGCAAGAACGAGAGCGGCGACGACGAUACCGGAGGGUCGAACGGAAUGCCACCGAAACCCGAUCUUUUUAUGUCCCGGAAAGUUGCCGCUCAGGCUGUUUCGGGAAGCCAUUGGUAUUGAUCUCACGAUCCAACGGCUACGGCUGAUUGGGACGGGAUUCAGUUCCCGAUCCAAUGGCUCAUCUUCGUGCCGGCAUUGCGUAUAAAUCUCCGGCGGUAAGUUUACUGGCGAGUCGAGAUCGAGAUCGAUCGAGAGAUUCCGAGGCGAAACAGGUAAUUGAUCGAAUGAAUUUGUGUUGUUGAUCUUAUUUGUACAUUGUGUAACUUGAAUAAGCGGAGUCCAAAAACUCUGAAGUUUUCGACUCCGCCCUUUUUUACGAGAAAAUCUUUUUCCCGUAGUUUAUAAUUUUGGUUCGCUGUUUAUCAACAGUAAUUUUAUUUAUUUUUUUUUAAAGUAAUUGCUAGCUACGGACCGUUGA
Messenger RNA from Andrographis paniculata, 2498 nucleotides. RefSeq names its product mitogen-activated protein kinase 15-like. Gene Ontology annotation, molecular function: ATP binding; MAP kinase activity. Gene Ontology annotation, cellular component: nucleus; cytoplasm. The transcript has 10 exons. Lineage: Eukaryota; Viridiplantae; Streptophyta; Magnoliopsida; Lamiales; Acanthaceae. The record is from RefSeq and is a predicted model, not a curated record. Bases 440 to 2140 code for a protein of 566 amino acids. Gene Ontology annotation, biological process: intracellular signal transduction; protein phosphorylation.